Molecule: messenger RNA, 1527 nt
Organism: Mesorhabditis spiculigera
Lineage: Eukaryota; Metazoa; Nematoda; Chromadorea; Rhabditida; Rhabditidae
Source: the annotation of a GenBank genome assembly
AUGGAUGGGUUCCUCGCAUCACCUGAAGAUCUAACAGAGGAGGAAUGUCUAGAAUUGUUCUAUUUGAUUACUGGCGGAAUGCUGAAGCGCGCUGCCCAACCAGCGGGAGUCCACUACUACGCCUUCAACUACCCCGCUUGCUUAUUGGGAAUCCUGACGCCGGGGACGGAAGCGCCGAAACGAGCAUACACCACCCUGCUGACCCGCUUCAUCGAGCUCCACGUUUUGCCGCCAGCCGCAAUAUCGCUGCUUUUUUACAAGAAUUUUUCCGAGUCGCUCGAGUCCGGGUUCCGGGCCCUUCGAAAUCUUCUAAACAAGAAACUGGCAGCCUGCCGUGUGCGAGGGCAGCCUUGCGAUAUUCAGACUGAUGGACUCUGCAGGCUACGUGACGCCCAGGCUCACAUGCAGGCCUGCAAGAAUUUACGCAAUGACCUAAUGAAGGAGGCGAGCAAUUUUUGGAAUCGACCACUCGCACUGCCAGCUGGCGUGCUGCAGCCGAAUAUUCCUGAAGAACUACAGCUACCACAGAGCCUCUUGUUCGUAUAUGGGAAUGCCGCGCCAUCAGACCGGGCGUUUUUUAAACGGGACCCGUUUCCGCCCAAUGCGAUUGAAGCUUCCCUAGCAGAUCCUCCCGUCGAAGCAAUGUCGGUGAGCGCAGACGAGAGCGACCAGGACAUGAAUGAGGGUGAAGCUCCUGUCGAACUGGAACAAGCCACGCGCUCACCGAAUCAACAAGAUGACCUCGUCGACGCCACGGGGGCGCUCACAAUGGAGGACGAUGACAAAGACUUUCUCGUGUUGCCGCACCCCCAUUUCGCCGAGUUCUUUGGGGAACUUGCUCGGUUGACGAGCAUAAAGAUAAGGACGGUCGACACGGAGCAUGACGGCAGGCGGUGGCGCAGGCUGCUGGUUGAUGGGAUCCCGAAGGACGUGCUUUUUGGACUCGGCAUUAGUACCGAGGCCGAGGGAAUUCGGUUCGCUGAUGAAAGAGCGUGGGCAGACUUGUACUGCGCGUUCGCCAGGUUGCGCAUCAUUCCCCGGGAGAUCACCGGGCUUGUUCAAGAAUCGAAGGACUGGAUGAAGGUGAUUGCACGCGCUGUGGCUCCGCUGUUCUCCCAAUUAAUGUGGCGGUUGUUGCUAUGUACGCUCGUCUUCUUCCCCCUACUGCUCGUCUGCGGCCUGAUUCUCGUCUAUGGGCUCUGGACGGAACAUCCGAACAUCCUCAUUUCAUAUAUGGUCCUGGUGGCCGGGCUGCUCGUGGCGCGGAUGGUGACAGUGACGCGUGUUUUGAUCACGCUUUUCGAUCCGAAAUCGAAUUGGUCAUUGGAGCCGACGUAUCGCGCAUUUGGUGUUGCCGAUGAAAAGGGCGAAACUGUAACAUCCUACGCGCUUUUCCACCUUGGUUAUGCCAUUUUCUUCAUCGUCGUCUACGUGCUGUUCAUCUACAUUGUGGACAAAUGCCGCCGCUACUUCAUCCGCCUCGACGAGUUCAAGGAGACGCAGGCGCACAAUCUCACCUAUAAGCAU